Messenger RNA from Triticum dicoccoides, 3455 nucleotides. Its product is annotated as serine-rich adhesin for platelets-like. Bases 248 to 3118 code for a protein of 956 amino acids. Lineage: Eukaryota; Viridiplantae; Streptophyta; Magnoliopsida; Poales; Poaceae. The transcript is spliced from 11 exons. Gene Ontology annotation, cellular component: CCR4-NOT complex. Gene Ontology annotation, biological process: protein ubiquitination. Gene Ontology annotation, molecular function: RNA binding; ubiquitin-protein transferase activity. The record is from RefSeq and is a predicted model, not a curated record.
AGACUCGGUCCCCUUCCAGACUUCGCCAGCAGCGCCGCGCCCCCCACCCUUCUUUCCCCCGGAGAAAAAAACAAGCCAAAGCUCCUCGUCUUUCAGGCGCAGCAGAGAGGGGGAGCAGAGGGAGGCGAAGGUGCAGAGCGGCAGACGGCGAAGGUGGGAACGAAGAGCGGGCCUGCGACCGAGGCGGCCCCGCGGCUCCGAUCACCCCCGCCUUCUCCUGUUGCUUUAAGUACUGGCUUGAGCUACCAUGAGUACCCAAGCUAAAGACAAAUGUCCACUUUGCAUGGAGACCAUGGAUUUGACAGAUAAACAGCUGAAACCUUGUAAAUGCGGAUAUGAGAUAUGUCUUUGGUGCUGGCAUCAUAUAAUGGAAAUGGACCAGAAGGACGAGUGUGGCGGGAGGUGCCCUGGAUGCCGUUCUAUCUACAACAAGGAUAGGAUUUUGGGGACUAGCAUCAGCAACCAAAUACUAAAGGAACUUUGUGCUGACAAAUCAAAUUUGCAACAUGAACAAAUGAAGCUUCAAAAGCAGAAAUCGGCAACGAAUCAGUUGAGAGUGGCAGAAGAACCAAUAGAUCAUCCAGAUAAUGUUCGUGUGAUUCAGAGGAAGCUUGUGUACAUUAUCGGGAUGCCUUCUGAGUUUGCCAGUGAAAAGAUUCUAAGGCAAAAGAAUUUUCUUGGACAAUAUGGAAAAAUAGAGAACAUCAUUAUCGACAACAUUGGAGCUAACCAACAGAUUCCUGACUCUGGCCGUGUAUAUGUCACAUAUUCGAGAGAAGAAGAAGCUGUACUGUGCAUAGAGGCGGUUAAUGGUUUCAUCUUGGAUGGCAGACCUUUAAAGGCAACCUUUGGCGUUACAAGAUAUUGUCAUAUAUGGCUAAGCAAUAAGGUUUGCCAAAAGCCAAAUUGUUCAUAUGUGCACCAGAAAGCCCUACCAGAAGAUGUUUGUACCAAAGAUGAUGUUGGUGUGUUUUGCGCAAGGAUUCAGCAUUUUCUGGGAAUGAAUAUGAAGGGCCCCCAGCAGCGUUCAGGAGUUACUUUACCUUCUCCAGGUGGCUGCAAUUCAAGAACUACCAUGUGUAGUGGGAAUUCCAAAGAUAAAAUUUGCAUCAAUGAUGUAGUAGUACCCAGAGUUUGCAAUAAUAACCCUGGUACCCUGCCAGCAGCAAUUCCACGGGAUUCAGGCAAGCCGGCAUCCAUUGUAAAUACAGCUCUUCAUCAGCAGAGUAAUCAUGAGGGCGUACUUGGUCAGCAAAAACAGGUUGCCUCCAAAUCUCAAGAAUUACCACCACUUAGACCAAAGGACCAGUUGGCUUCUAGCGAUGACAAAUCCAAUACAUCUGUGCAUUUGGGAAAUGGAAUUUCAGAUUCCAAGAAAGUGGCCUCAGAAGUAAAUGGGACAGUUGAAACUUCAUGGAGGAAACCACAGUAUGCUAAUAUAGUUUCACAAGGAUCUAGCGGACCAGCUCGCCGCUUGACUGUGCUUACCAGGGAGUUGACAUCUACUGAUACAAGGUCUAAAGUUACAGGACAAGUAGGUAACUGGAUAUCAUCUAAAGCUGCAGGACAAGCAUGCAGUUCAAUAUCAUCUACUGUUACAAGGUCUAAAGCUGCAGGACAAGUAGUUAGUUCGGUAUUAUCUACUGAUACAAGGUCUAAAGCUGCAGGACAAGCAUGCAGUUGGACAUCAUCUACUGAUACAAGGUCUAAAGCUGCAGGACAAGUAGUUAGUUCGAUAUCAUCUACUGAUACAAGGCCUAAAGCUGCAGGACAAGUAGUUAGUUGGACAUCUACUGAUACAAGGUCUAAAGCUGCAGGACAAGUAGUUAGUUCGAUAUCAUCUACUGAUGCAAGGUCUAAAACUGCAGGACAAGUAGUUAGUUUGACAUCAUCUACUGAUACAAGGCCUAAAGCUACAGGAGUUACUUGGAUUUCAAAUUCCAAGAGACUUGGUUUGCCAAAAGAUGAAGGCAAUGACAGAACUGCAAUUCCCAGAUACCAGGCUGUAAAGGGAGUUUCCCAGAGACCAGAGGAACCUUCCCAUAGGUUAACUAGCCAGCUUUCCUCAGCAGUUGUUAAACCUCAUGUUAUAGCAGAGGAGAAGAAUGCAUGCUCAGAUACCAGGGAUAAUCCAGUCCAAGAAAAGCACAUGCAGGCUAUGGUGAGCACUGUAUCAGCCAGUGCAACUGCAUUGGAGAGUUCGAGCGUCAUUCCUACUGUGCUCCGUAAUCUUUCAAGUUCUAAUAGUGUGUCACAGACAUCAGCUGCGCCAGAUAAGCUUUCAAAUUUGCACAGAAAGUUGGCAUCUGAAAAUGAAUCUCAGAUCUUGCAUCAACAAAAGGCAGCUCUUUCAAAUAAAGCUGUAGCAAGUGGUAGCAUUCUCGGCAAUCAAGUUGUGUGCACUGAUGGCAAACAUCAACCUUCACCACAGGGAGGGGAUCACAGCUUGUGCAAUGGGGAAAUGACCUUGUUAGGAGCUAAAAUUCCAUCUGAGCAUGCAGAAAAGAUUCGGCUACCAAGACCAGUCAGUGAUAUAUUGGCCAGGGAUAGUCAAGGAAGAAAGAGACUAGUUUGCCCACCUGGAUUCAGCAAGCUUCACAAGUCUUCUGAUUCAGGCAAGUCUGUAUCAAUGAGCUCCUCAACUUGCUCUGCACUGCGCUCUACAUCCGAUGCCCCGGCACAAGAUUCAUGCUCUGUUACAGACCAACCAGACAUCAUUAGCUGGGUCUCAGAGUGCCUGGAAGAUGAUGGAGACCACAAACAAAGUAGUAGUGUGAGCAUAUCUUCCACACUCAGCUCCACUGAUACCAUAUGGAGACCCACACAGACUCAUGGCCCCAGUUUCGGUGCAUCAAAUCACUGUCAGUUACCUCCAUACCCUGGUGGCUUGCCCCAGCCCAUGGGUGGGGAUCAAAACCCCAUGAGAUGCUGCUGCACUUUUCCGUCCGUAAGCAAUAUACCAAAUCAGAUGCCUGAAUAUUGGAAUGGAGGUGCCAAUAGCUACAUGGCCCCUGGUGGGUAUGAUACAUUCUACCAAAACUGGACCAAUGGAAGCGCAGAUCCAGGCCUGAACAGUGCACAGGUUGACCUUUCAUACUCCAUGUACACCCUGUUCUGAUUAACAGAGCUGUGUUGCAACCCUAACAAUACAGACGCACCAGUCAUGCAUACAUGCUAACCUAGCCCGCAGAAGGGGUGGAUGUCGGCGACAUGGGGGUCGCCAGUGCAAGUGUUCGUGCUGAAGCUUAAGCUUGUAAAGAUGAAACGUGAAACUUAUUGUAAAACGGUUAUGUUGGAUGGUACCUUUGGCGCAAAUUUGCCGAAUAGCCGUCAUUGGAUCUGUACUCUUGUAGUGUGGCCGAUGUUUUACUGCUGUUCUGUGCUGGACCAUGAGUUACUUGGCCUUGCUUCUUUUUGGUUGCUCCACGAUGUUAGCACAAGGCCAGGACACAACA